ACUCGGUCUUCUAAAACAAGCAACAGAACAAAUAUCAUAUACUUUAAUAAAAUUCAUGGUCCCUGUGUUGCAGAUGCAAAUGAUGACUUUGACUUUGCGUUUUGUUUCAAAUGUGAUCAGUGGAUAUCGGCUGCUUGCCCAUGGAUUACUAGAGCACGUGCAAGAUGGCCUUCACCUGAACUAAUCUCAAAAAUAGUUACAUGUGGUGUGUUAUUUGUCCCCAUUGGUAUUAAAAAAUCCCAAAACGAAGGUCUUGAGUGGCGUAUUUCAUUUUCAAUCGCAGAAAAAAUGCUUAUUUAUUCAUUUACUCACACCCAGUUGCUUUGUUACUCUUUGUUGAAAAUUUUGCUCAAGGAAAUAGUCGAAAAAUGCAAAAAUUUGAAAGAAUUGCUGUGUUCUUAUUUCCUGAAGACACUGAUGUUCUGGAUUUCAGAAGAACUGGACCCGUCUGUUUGGAGGCCAGACAAUAUCAUACCAUGUUACCAUGGUUGUUUAGAAAGACUUAUAUACUGCAUUGAGUAUUCGACUCUGCUGCAUUAUUUCAUCCCUGAAAAUAAUUUGUUUUAUUCAAGAUUCAGUAUAGAAGAUAAAGAACGACUGAUCAAGACCCUUAGAAUUUCCUUUGAACUCGGGAUUCAGUGUUUCAACGCUUCAAGUACUCUAAGUGAUUACACCGAUUUCAUCUUCAGCUCACGCAGUACAAACUCUAGAGUUAUUACGGAAAUUGUUGAAACAUUUUCUUUUAGUGUCAAUAUUUCAAGAUUGCUCUUCAGUUUACUACACCAUUCUAGAACUGAUUUAUCAAGAGAUAUAUUUACUGUCUUUCUUUCGCGUGCACACCAGUUUGCACCACAGUCACAAAUUGUUUCACACUAUAUAAACAACAAACAUCAAUAUAUGAAAUACAAACAUGACAUCAGUCAUUUGUUGAUGAGUUUGAAUUCAGAUGCAGUAUCAGGUUGGUUGCUAUUGGCGUCUUUCUUCUAUCUUCGUAAAAAUUAUACAGCAUCGUUGCGUGUAAUAAACUAUGCUUUGUUGAAGUGCACCGAUGACAAAAUUCCCUUUAAGGUUCACCCUAGUUGUGAAAUUAAACUAAAUCGAACACAGAAAUAUUCCUUAGAAUCGAUGCAAAAAGAAAAGCUUUUCAAGAUCUUGAAAACAACAAAACGUGAUGAUCUACAUUUUAUAGAAGAAUCGGAAAUCAUUCCAGAAGAACUGCAACUGGAAGUAGAGGAACGUUCUACAAUAAUACGCGCUGAACCGUUUGCACAUUUUCUGAGUUUUCUGUGUUAUUUUCAUUCACGUGACCUUACUUCAGCCAUAAAUUCUAUGCAACAAAUAAUGCAUAUAAUGAACACAAAUUUUACAAAUGACGAUUUCGAAUCUUUCUAUGUAUUUUCCUACCCAAUAAUACUUUUAGGAAUAUGUUGGCAAAUGACAGGAAAAACAGCAAUGACGAGACGAUCUUUUGAACUUAUAGCUGUAUGCGAUGAAUACAAACUGACCAGUGCUGCAUUGAGACUCUCUCGUAUAUAA
This is a messenger RNA of Mytilus californianus (California mussel), 1536 nucleotides long. RefSeq lists its product as uncharacterized. NCBI's taxonomy places the organism in Eukaryota, Metazoa, Mollusca, Bivalvia, Mytilida, Mytilidae. The record is from RefSeq and is a predicted model, not a curated record. The annotation marks the transcript as partial. The transcript has a single exon.